AUCUAUCUUUAAAGCAUCUGACGUACAAUUUUAUCUUUUUUAUUAUCCGGGUAUUGACUAACUUUUUGGGUUCGUCAACAAGUAUUAUGGAGUACAGACAGUGUAAGUCGCGUAUAAAAUGGCUGGGGCAAUCGCCGUAAAAUUAGAUUAACUCUGUAGAUCAAAGAAUACAGUCAACAGAAUAAUAUCGAAUACAAUUCGUAUACGGUUUAAAACCUACAACUCUCUGGGUAAAACGAAAAUUAAGAAGAAAUAAAUAAAAACAUAGAAAAAAGAUAAAACAAAAAAAUGUUUUCUUUGCGAGCUGUUUGGAUUGGAAUCGCGGCGCUUUUGUCCCAGACAGGUCACGUGACAUCACAUGGACGCUUGAUUCAGCCGGCACAGAGGUCGUCUGCGUGGAGAUUCGGAUAUGAUAACCCCAUAAACUACAACGACAAUGAGCUGUUCUGUGGAGGGGCUGGGGUACAAUGGAACUCUGAAAAUAAUGGUCGCUGCGGUGUGUGUGGGGAUCCUUUUAACGCCGCAGUUAAACCGAAUGAAGAUAUAAAUGGCACAUACGUCAAAAAUGGCGUCAUCACCGGAAGUUACGUCAAAGGGGACGUUUUAAACACAAAGGUUGACAUCACUGCUUAUCAUAGGGGCUGGUUCGAAUUUAGACUUUGUCCUUUGGCGACACCAAACACUAAGGUGACACAGGAAUGUUUGAACCAGACUUUACUUAAGGUAGAAAAUUCGAACACUUCCAGGAUAAUUUUAGAUGAUGUUAAAGUCGGAUCUGGAGUGGAAGUAUAUAACAUCAACCUUCAGUUGCCUCCCACUAUAACGUGUGAAAGAUGCGUGCUGCAGUGGAAGUAUAAUACUGGAAACAGUUGGGGUUGUGAGUCUAAAGGUUGCUGUAUCGGCUGCGGAAGGCAAGAGAACUUCGUCAAUUGCGCAGAUAUUAAAAUUUCUGACGUACAGUCCACAACAGAAAGGAGUUCGUCCGCCAGCCAAUCAGCUACUAUGACCGCAUUAACAUCAUCGGUAAAAUCGACCACGUCAUUUUCAACAAAUUCGACAAAAACUACAUCUGCACCGAAAACAGCUUCAACAACCCCGGCUACAACGUCUUCAACAAGCUUACUAACUACCUCAUCAGCAGCAAGCACAGAAUCAUCUUCAUCAAGUACCAGCUCUCAAACAUCAUCGCUAUCAUCCGUCAUAUCAUCAUCAUCAUCAACAACAACAACGUCAAACGGACACACGAUUUUAACUUGUUCGUCGAAUCUGUCCUGUAUAGCAGUGGCUCCCUACUCGAGUGUACCUGGUAUGGCCACAUGGUGCUGCAAUAAUUGUUUGCGAGGUUUUUGUCCGUCUAGUCAUUGUUCGUGUACAAACAGUUGAGAGAAAUUUGUAUUCCAAUCACUAAACAGUGUGGUAAAAUGUGGUCUGUCAGUUAAGGAAAAUAGUCUAAUACUUUAGUGAUGUCAUACCGGGUAGUCCUCAUAAGUUUUUAAAGUAUAGAAUAUUUAUAUGUCGUUCUGUGUUAUCAUUGGUCAGCCAAUAUGGUAUCAAUAAAAUACUUUGUUAAACAUUUUUUACAAGUUCUCAUUAUAUAUUCAAUUUGUCAGUUCGUAACAUUGAUAUCUGUGUUAAUUUUGGUUAAUGAUAUCUUUAAUGCCCUGAUUAAGGCUGUUCAGGAGUUUUGAUUUUGGUAAAAUUUCAUUGAUAUUCCAUAGUAUUUUAGUUUACAUAGUAGUUUUUAGAUAUUUGGUGUGUAAACAUCAUCUUAAGGCUGAUUUAUGGUUUUUCUAUCACUGAAAUGCCCUUAAGUACAGAAAAUGAUGUCUGUAGAUAGAAUUAUUUAUAAGAAAUAAAGAAGGAAAUAAUUAGUAUUUUGCAACUUGCUCACAGCCUCGUUUUGAAAACUCUUCCGUUUCAUCCACCAUUUCUGGCGAAUAUGCACCGACCGUAGUUUGCAUUGAUCGUAAUCUGACUUUCAUAUACCAAAGCGUAGCGUUAAGAUUGAAUAGCACUUUGUAAUUUUUUUACAACCCGCAUACGAUUUUGAUAUCAUAUUAAAGUAGAAGUUAUCCCCGGCAUGCAUGUGCAACUGUUUUCUUGGUUAUUAGUGAAACUUUUUAGCUAUGACGUCACCAUGCACGUCUGUUUUGGCGCCACGUUAAAAAGCGAUAAAAAAUCGGUUUAUUUUCUCUCAUUUGUUUAUUUUUCAAUUUACGGCACUGGAAUUACAUCUUUAUGUGUGUUAUCAUACAAAGGUCUACGGCGCUGGAUAGUAGUUGUCACUUUUGUUUUCAACACGAUGGAAAAAAUGAACUAAAACGACAUUCUCAAAAUUUUAGUUUUAUUGAAAAAUCGCAUACUCGUUAAAUUAACGGGAAAACGGCUCGAAAUUUUUUUGCCAAAAUUUUAUAUAUUUAACAUAAAUUAUGUUUAAUAAAAUUUUAAAAAAUUGAGAACUUUUACCUUCUAGUAUUCUUUUUAAUCACUGAUUGUGUCCCCUAUCCGACGAACAAAAUGUGACGUAAAAGUACGUUCUUAGAUAAAACGCGGGUAUGGUUUCGUAAGAAUAAUCUCUAUACUUAAAAAGGCGUGUAUGAACUGAAUGUUCCCCUAUAAAUGUACUUCAUUUUUCUCAAUUCUUAAUUGUUUUAUAAUAAAAAUAUUUCGUGAAUGAAUUUCAUAAAAAUUCUGUUUCCAGAUCUUGUUAAAUCUGGCAAAAAUGUGCCGUCAUGUAGGCAAUCAAAGUCAUUUAUAAAUAUACCGAUUUUUAAUUUUUUACGAAAAGAAAAUUGUUUGAAAAUUUUAAUAGCUUAAGAAUGUAAAAGCUGAAGAACGUUAAAGAAGGAUCUCGAGCCCGCCCGCCCGCUUCGCUCGGUAGUGAAAGCGCAGAUCUGCGGAUUCGUGAGUUCGAGCCCUGAGCGAGGCGUACCUUCUCCGUGACGAUAUGAUAAAAGACAGUGUCUGAAAUCAUUCGUCCUCCACAAAUCAUUCGUCCUCCACCUCCGAUUCAUGGGGGGAAGUUGGCAGUUACUAAGCGGAGAACAUGUUUGUACUGGUACAGAAUCCAGGAAGACUGUUUGGUCAACUGUCCACCGUUCCAUAACUGAAAUACUGUUGAAAAAUCCAAGACAAACAAACAAAAGAAGAAUCUCAUGACAACAGUGAGGUCACACGAACAUUAUGACAUAACGUAUUCAAUCAAGUGUAGUGAUAAAAACAAUGUUUUACAGGAAGCCUUUUCCACAGGUAAAAUAUCUUCUUUUUUUAACAGUGAUUAGUAGUGUUUGACAAUACCUUGUUUUCCUUUGAAUUAUAGUACUUUGCAGUGAUAGAUAUAUACAUGUUUAGAUUUUAUACAUGUACUUUUACCUUUGCUGGUAACUUGAGUGAGAGCUCGUGCUUUAUUUUGUUUAGCGCAAGAGCUGUCGCAGUUUUGAUCAUUUCAGUUUCAGUUCACGCUUAUUAUUACAUUGAUGAAUAAAAAUUCCAUAUUC
Molecule: messenger RNA, 3497 nt
Organism: Mercenaria mercenaria
Lineage: Eukaryota; Metazoa; Mollusca; Bivalvia; Venerida; Veneridae
Exons: 5
Coding region: 289-1383 (364 amino acids)
Source: RefSeq, a predicted model, not a curated record